AAUAUGCCCUUCAUGAUACACUGUCACAUCGGAAAAGAGAUCAAACACAUUUGCAGCAACUGCAGUCGCGGGAACGAAACCCAGGACGCAGAGGAGGUUGAAAGGCGGGCCGCAAUGCGUUCCGAGUCCCUGGUCUCUGGCACACACACCCCGCCCAUCCGCCGCCGGAGCAAGUUUGCCACUCUGGGCCGUCUCUUGAAGCCCUGGAAGUGGAGGAAGAAGAAGAGUGAGAAGUUCAAGAAGACCUCUACCGCGUUGGAGAGGAAGAUGUCGGUAAGGCAAAGCAGAGAAGAGCUGAUCAAGAGAGGUGUGCUGAAAGAGAUCUUUGAGAAAGGUGAGAUGCUUUCCUCAUUCACUUCAUCAUCAACUGUGGAGUUCCGAUCCUCGAUGGAGGGUGGAGUCUGCACUCGGGAGCCCUCUAGUAUGAAGUCGUCCAUGGUCCUGCCUUCCAAGAAAUCUGUUGGUUUCCCCAGCAACGUUCAGGACAACGUCGCCAAGACCCCCAUGUACCACAAACAGCCCCCUGCGCUGCCCCCCAAACCUUUCAACAGGAUCCCCAACCACAGCACAGACUCUUGCCAGCAGAUGAAGCUGCCUUGUAUGCCAGGCCAGGGAGGCAAGCUAUCUCCUCCUCUACCUCCCAAGAAAGUGAUGAUCUGUGUGCCUCAAGGGGGAAUGGACAACUCUUGCUCCUCACCCUCUCCCCUCAGCACCUUCUCCCAGACGAAGUUCCCCCCUCCCCAUGGCCACCUCCAAGGCCAUCCCCUCCACCAUGGCCCUCUGCUGCCCUCGCAUCUCACAUCCCUAGCCAACCUCCACCAGGGGCUCCAGGGGGGCGGGAAGCACCAUAACCACGGACACGCACACAACCAAGGCCACCAGCUCCAUCUGCAGUACGGCUCCAUGCAAGGCCAUGCCCCCAGCCGCAUAAUCGAGGAGCUCAACAAGACGCUGGCCUUCAACCUGCAGAGGCUGGAGAACAAUGCAAUGCAUUCUGGUCAGUGUAGUCUUCUGGACAGAAGCCAGGUGCCCUCUGAGGUCAUCGACGAGGACGACAAAGAGAACAUGCCCAACGAGUCUGACUAUGAGGACCUGCCCAGCAUGUACAAAAACGAGGAUGAUGAGGAUGAUGAGGAUGAUGAAGAUGAUGACGAGGAUGAUGACUCGCUCUUUACAAGUACCCUGGGUCUGAAAGUGUUGAGGAAGGAUUCUCUGGCUGUCAAGCUGAGUAACCGUCCAUCUAAGAGCGAGCUGGAAGAGAAGAACAUCCUGCCCAUGCAGACUGAUGAGGAGAGGCUGGAGUCCAGGCAGCAGAUAGGCACCAAGCUCACACGGCAGUUGAGUCAGAGGCCCAGUGCUGAGGAACUGGAACAGAGGAAUAUCCUGAAACCGCUCAAUGAACAGGAGGAGUUGGAGGAGAAGAGGGAAAUAAAACGCAGAUUAACUCGAAAGCUGAGCCAGAGGCCUACGGUGGAGGAGCUGAGACAGGCUAAGAUCCUGAUCCGCUUCAGUGACUACGUAGAGGUGUCCGAUGCCCCGGAACACGACCGACGGGCAGACAAACCCUGGACCCGCCUCACGGCAGCCGACAAGGCAACCAUACGGAAGGAACUCAACGAUUUCAAGAGCCAUGAAAUGGAAGUGCAUGAGUCAAGUCGCCAUUUAACCAGGUUUCACAGGCCGUAG
This is a messenger RNA of Salvelinus namaycush (lake trout), 1686 nucleotides long. RefSeq names its product phosphatase and actin regulator 1-like. Bases 4 to 1686 code for a protein of 560 amino acids. Gene Ontology annotation, biological process: stress fiber assembly; cell motility. The transcript is spliced from 12 exons. The record is from RefSeq and is a predicted model, not a curated record. Gene Ontology annotation, molecular function: actin binding. NCBI's taxonomy places the organism in Eukaryota, Metazoa, Chordata, Actinopteri, Salmoniformes, Salmonidae.